AUGCUCAACAGUUUCCAUAGCGUCGCAGAGGAAAUAAUGGAAUGCAAAAAAGUAAUACGUGGUAUUAUAGUUUUCAUUAUCGUAAUAGUGUGCGCGGGGAUAAAACUUGGAAUAAAAAUAGCUAUAUUAGAACAUAAAAUGAAAAAAUCGGAAGAGAGAGCAAUGCAGGAUACUUCUCAUUUUACAUAUCAACCAUUUCUACAGGCGGAUAAUGAAAAAGAACUGGAAGAAAGUAAACGUAACAUAGACGAUAUGAUGAAGAGAUUUUUUCGUAACAACUUUGGGAGUUUCCAACAUGAAACAAGUUACACGGAUAGUGGUAUUGUCAGUGAUGAUGUUGUCAGUGACGAUGCAGACCAAAUGGACGAAUAG
Molecule: messenger RNA, 372 nt
Organism: Macrosiphum euphorbiae (potato aphid)
Lineage: Eukaryota; Metazoa; Arthropoda; Insecta; Hemiptera; Aphididae
Source: the annotation of a GenBank genome assembly